AUAAAAAAGAAAAACCAUUAUAAAACACUACAACCAUUGCUGAAUUAAGUAGCCGAUUUUCAAUCAUCAGUGGCCGAAGAUGGCCAGUGAUGAACAAAAUGGGUGGUGUACGUCGUGGUGUACGUGGAUCAUUCCGUGGUUCAUUACGUCGUUAUGGUAGUGCAGAAUAUUCACGAAGACCAUAUAGACAUCAUAAUUGGAUAUUUCGUAAUGGUGAAUGGCGUAUUGCAUUUGAUGAUGGUGAUGAAGUUACGUUAAUGUAUGCCAAGCUUGAGAGACUUCCAAUGAAAGAUUUUGGUGCUGAAGUUAGAGCUUCAAUGGAUGUUGAUCAAUUUUUACAACAAGCAGUAUUAUUAUUGGAUAUAACUGAAACAUCAUUAGAAGGAAUUGUUGAUCGUAUGUUACGAAAGGUAAUCGAUGGCCGUGAACCAUUAACAACGCUCAAAGAGGCAAAAACAGCAUUAUUUACACAUGAUUCGGGUGAAUGUAAGUUAUUGAUUAUUUGUUAUCUAAUUUUGA
Dermatophagoides pteronyssinus (European house dust mite) is the source of this 519-nucleotide messenger RNA. RefSeq names its product solute carrier family 4 member 11-like. The record is from RefSeq and is a predicted model, not a curated record. Gene Ontology annotation, cellular component: plasma membrane; basolateral plasma membrane. Gene Ontology annotation, biological process: monoatomic ion homeostasis; transmembrane transport; monoatomic anion transport. Lineage: Eukaryota; Metazoa; Arthropoda; Arachnida; Sarcoptiformes; Pyroglyphidae. Gene Ontology annotation, molecular function: solute:inorganic anion antiporter activity.